AUGACGAACACGGAAACCCCCCUCCAGCCGAGCCACAACGACGGCCCUUCUCAAGUUGAAGUCCCCGCUCAGCCAUCAGAAACAGACCUCGCCUUCGACAGAAACCUCCCUCCUUCUGGCACAGAAUGGACAUUAACGAUAGGCGCCAGCAGUGCUAGCUCAAACCCGCCUCUCUCGAAUAAGGAUCUUGCAUCACAAGCCAAGGUCGCCAUCCCUCGUCAACGGGCCGGAGUUGCCCCGCGUUACAAUCGACGGGUGCCUCGCGCUUGUGAAUCCUGCAGGCAACGCAAAACGAAAUGCAGUGGCGAUACUCCGGUCUGUCGCCAGUGUCGUGAGCUGAGAGUUGCGUGCAAGUAUCCCCAGGGAUGGCGAGAGAAAACGAAAAAACAAGUUGAGGACCUAUCAGAGAAAGUGCAGGAAUACGAGAACAUGUUGAAAGAGCUGGGUAGUACGGUAGAGAAUCGUGCCGCUGAGCGGAUCAGGAGCUUGCUGGACAAGCAUGGUACGGAAGCGGGUUAUUCGUCACAUACCACCCAGUCUCAAUCGGCGACUCCUCAGGAUGAUAUCCCGGAAAACGACGAGCCCUCCUCGCCUUCCUCUAUUGGGUCUCUUGAUGCGAUCGAUCGAGUCGAAGAGGAUCUCAAUCGAUCAGAACAUACCAGAGCGACCGGCUAUAUGGGAAAGAACUCAGAAAUAACGUGGAUGCAACGGCUGCAGAGGGAGGCAGGCCAACGAGCCCAAGGUCUCCCGGGGACCUUGGAGCCUGGCCAAAACUCGAGAUUCGACGAUGCAUUAUCUCUCCAUGCGGUCAAUUACCAUCUCGAUGACUUGGAUAUAUCUGUACCUGGACCGGUACAGUUGUAUUCCAUGCCUCCUCGGGAGCUGGCGGAUCAGAUGUAUGAGACUUAUCUGGUCACGGUACAUCCGUUCUUCCCCAUAAUCAACAAACCUCUCUUCACCGCACAGUAUCGGACAUUCUUUGACAGUGCCGCUCAACCAGGAGACAAGUGGCUUGCCAUUCUGAACAUGAUUUUCGCAAUCGGGGCCAAACAUAGCCAUCUCAUCGAAGCACCAUGGCGCGGGAACGAGAAGGACCAUUUGGUAUACCUGACCCGAGCUAGGAUUCUCAGUAUGAACGGCGACGUUCUGUUCAGCCACCCUGAUCUUCAACAAGUUCAAGUGGAGGCUUUGAUUGCCUUCUAUCUUCUUUCUGCCGAUCAAAUAAAUCGGGCAUGGAGAAUUUCGGCUUUAGCCGUCCGUUCUGCAAUCACACUUGGAAUCAACAUGAAGAGCAGCAGUCCAACCACGCCUGAUCUUUCAAAAGAAGCCCGUUACCGGGUUUGGUGGUGUCUCUAUAACUUUGAGCACAUGCUCGGGAUAAUGACUGGCCGGUCAACGUGUAUCCAGGACGGAGUGUGCACUUCGCCUUUCCCAAUCCCAUUCGACGAAGACCAGCUGCAAGAGCCAGGUGCGGUCGAAGUACUUACAGAUGCGACCCUUCGAGAUGAAAGAAUCAACAACGUAAUGGCAAGUGCCUGCAUCCGACAAAUGCCGCUCAACCCGGCAAACGGCAAGGAGGCGGCACAUCACACUCGAGCACGGGAUACCACAUGGAUCAAAAGCCUGCCAGUCAACUACGGCCUCUGCUAUCUAUACUAUUGCGACCUAACAGUCGUCGCCCAAGAAAUCGUCAACAAAGUCUACUCAGUAGACUGUGUAAUGGUCCCAUGGGCCCACAUCGAGAACCGCAUCGGCGAACUCAGAUCCCGAAUCGAGAUGUGGCGAGCCAGCCUCCCCAGCGGACUCGACUUCACAGACAAAAGGGACGACACGCCCGAGGUUCUACGCUGCAAACUGACCCUAGCGCUACAUUAUUACAGCGCACGAAUCACCCUCGGCCGUCCCUGUCUCUGCCGACGCGACGCCCGCCAAAAGGGCCCAACCCCAUCUUUCAGCCACGAAAUGGCAGUAAUAACCCUCGAGUCGGCAUGCCGCAUGCUAGAUCUCAUCCCCGACGAACCCGACGCCCUACAACUAUACCAGAUCACUCCGUGGUGGUGCAUCCUCCACUACCUAAUGCAGGCAGCAACCGUCGUCCUCCUCGAACUCUCCUUUGGCACCGUCCACAUGCCAGACGAAGAAACGAACUUCGUCAGAUUAGCGAAAAAAGCAACCCGCUGGUUCUUCGCAAUGUCCGAACGCAGCAUCGCCUCCCGUCGCGCCUGGCAGCUUUGCGACCUCGGUCUCCGUAAGCUCGCCCAGGGCAUGAAAUACGACGUCAGCGACAUGCCUUCUUACCCGUACCACCCCGAGCCGACAACUACCGUCGGCUCAGAGAAGCAGCCUGAACAGCUCGGAGGUUCCCAGGCUAAUGAUUUCUGGGGCUCGUAUUUGGAACAUAUGUCUGCGCCUGUUCCUGAGGUACCCGGUGAAGACCACUAUACUUAUCCGGAUCUGACGACGGCGGAUAUGAUGACUUCGAUGACUGCCGAGGCGCAGGAUGAGUAUUUCCCCUAUGAUCCUAUCAGUGGGCAGUUCAUGAAGUCUUUUUUCCCCCAUUCUAGUGAGAAUGAGAAUUGGGAGCUGUGA
This is a messenger RNA of Penicillium bovifimosum, 2589 nucleotides long. Its product is annotated as Zn(II)2Cys6 transcription factor. The record is from RefSeq and is a predicted model, not a curated record. Gene Ontology annotation, biological process: DNA-templated transcription; regulation of DNA-templated transcription. The transcript has 4 exons. Lineage: Eukaryota; Fungi; Ascomycota; Eurotiomycetes; Eurotiales; Aspergillaceae. Bases 1 to 2589 code for a protein of 862 amino acids. Gene Ontology annotation, molecular function: DNA-binding transcription factor activity, RNA polymerase II-specific; zinc ion binding; DNA binding.